This is a messenger RNA of Hyaena hyaena (striped hyena), 1731 nucleotides long. RefSeq names its product ketohexokinase (gene KHK). The transcript has 9 exons. Gene Ontology annotation, molecular function: ketohexokinase activity. Bases 487 to 1518 code for a protein of 343 amino acids. Gene Ontology annotation, biological process: fructose metabolic process. The record is from RefSeq and is a predicted model, not a curated record. Lineage: Eukaryota; Metazoa; Chordata; Mammalia; Carnivora; Hyaenidae.
GCCAGGCCUCGACUGCGAGGCCCGGCGCUGCCGCGGUCCCGGGUCUGGAGUGGGAGCCGCAGGUGCAGGAGAGCGAGCGGCAAGGGGCGCCUUUCUACUGCACUUGUUUUUUGCAGUCAGGUGAUUGCCUAGCUGCAAUCUAGAGAGGUUUGCAUUAGCUCCGAGUCUGUCUGACAAGUGAGGAAACGAGGCCAAGAAGUGGGGGAGCAUUGCGGUCGGCUGGGCCACGCCACCUGCUAAGGGAGGCCGAGGACCAAAGCCUCGGGGGUCUGCGCGCCCAGGCCCGCUCGACUCGGUGGGCCUGGGGAGCAAGGGCCCUGCUCGGUUCCCUCGAGGCUGCAGAAGGCUCUCUGGGGGGAGGAGCUCAGGACGCAGAGGAGGAGCCAAGCCCGCCCCGGGAGCGGGGACCCAGUCCUCUGGGAUAAGAAGCAGAGCCCAGGAGGAACCCCGUCAGCCAGGCGGGCAGAAAGCUCCGGGAGCGGCCUCAUGGAAGACAAGCAGAUCCUGUGCGUGGGGCUAGUGGUGCUGGACAUCAUCAGUGUGGUGGACAAGUACCCGGAGGAGGACACGGACAGCAGGUGCUUGUCCCAGAGAUGGCAGCGAGGAGGCAAUGCAUCCAACUCCUGCACCGUCCUCUCCCUGCUCGGAGCCCCCUGCGCCUUCAUGGGCUCGCUGGCCCCCGGCCACAUUGCCGAUUUUGUCCUGGAUGACCUCCGCCGCUAUUCUGUGGACCUACGCUACACAGUCUUUCAGACCACGGGCUCUGUCCCCAUCUCCACGGUCAUCAUCAACGAGGCCAGUGGUAGCCGCACCAUCCUCCAUGCCUACAGCUUCCUGGUGGCUGACUUCAGGCAGCGGGGCGUGGAUGUGUCUCAGGUGGCCUGGCAGAGCAGAGGGGAAACCCCGUGCUCUUGCUGCAUCGUCAACAACUCCAAUGGCUCCCGCACCAUUGUGCUCUACGACACGAACCUGCCUGAUGUAUCUGCUGCAGACUUCGAUAAGGUUGAUCUGACCCGGUUCAAGUGGAUCCACAUUGAGGGCCGGAAUGCAUCGGAGCAGGUGAAGAUGCUGCAGCGGAUAGACCGGCACAAUGCCAGGCAGCCUCCAGGUCAAAAGAUCCGAGUGUCCGUGGAAGUGGAGAAGCCCCGAGAGGAGCUGUUCCAGCUGUUUGGCUAUGGAGACGUGGUGUUUGUCAGCAAAGAUGUGGCCAGGCACUGGGGGUUCCAGUCAGCGGUGGAGGCCCUGAGGGGCUUGUAUGGUCACGUGAGGAAAGGGGCUACGCUGGUUUGCGCCUGGGCAGAGGAGGGCGCUGACGCCCUGGGCCCCGAUGAACAGCUGCUGCACUCGGAUGCUUUCCCUCCGCCCCGGGUGGUGGAUACGCUGGGAGCCGGAGACACCUUCAACGCCUCUGUCAUAUUCAGCCUGGCGCAGGGGAAGACUAUGCAGGAGGCCCUGAGUUUUGGCUGCCAGGUGGCCGGCAAGAAGUGUGGCCUGCAGGGCUUUGAUGGCAUCGUGUGAACGGCCGGUGGCGGCGGGCACUGGCUUACCCCACCCACCUCCUUGGAAGCCGGCAUCACCGGCACCAUUGCCUUCGUCCCUCCAUCCAGCCUGGCAUCUGGGCUGCCCUGCUCCCUGGGCAGAUGCAGGCCGUGGGAGGGUUCCACCUGUGUCUGCUGUCCCGCUCAUGCUGCUGAGCCACAGAGGAAAUAAAUCUGCCCCUGAGCCACCUUC